AAGAAAUUUGCUAAUAAGCACUCGAAUUAUUUUUCUAUUUACAGCCAUAGGCCAAGUAGACAAAGCCAAAAAUUAGUGUCAUUUUUCUAUUACGCCACCUUCGUUCUUCGGAGAGACUGAUCAAAAACUUGAAAUUUGAAAAGGGUCUCUCUUCUCUCUCUAGGGCUUCAUUUAACACACACAGACUGCUACAUCGCCAAUCGCCAUGUACAGAACUGCCGCCUUUCGACUUAGGUCUCUCAAGGGCCGUGUAGGGAAUUCGGGUGCCGCGAGGUAUGCGACGGCGAGCGGAGUUGCUACAAGACCAACCUCAGGGGGUUUCUUUAGUUGGUUGACUGGGGAACGAUCAAGUUCUCUUCCUCCUCUAGAAAUCCCUCUCGCAGGCGUCAACCUGCUGCCUCCGCUACCUGAUUAUGUUGAACCUAGCAAGACUAAGAUUACAACUCUUCCCAAUGGAGUUAAAAUUGCUUCUCAAACAUCGACGAGUCCUGCAGCUUCUAUCGGGUUAUAUAUCAAUUCUGGGUCCAUCUAUGAGGGUCCAGGGACACAUGGGGCUACACACUUGCUGGAACGGAUGGCCUUUAAGAGUACAACCAAUCGGAGCCACUUGAGGAUUGUGAGAGAAGUGGAAGCAAUUGGUGGAAACAUAAAUGCUACAGCCUCUAGGGAGCAAAUGGGAUACACUUUUGAUGCUCUGAAGACCCAUAUACCUCAGAUGGUUGAAUUGCUUAUUGACUCGGUCAGAAAUCCUGCCUUCUUAGAUUGGGAAGUCAAUGAAGAGCUCCGAAAGGUGAAAGCUGAGAUUGGAGAACUGUCUAAUAACCCCCAAGGAUUACUCUUGGAGGCAAUUCAUUCAGCUGGUUAUGCUGGUGCAUUGGCAAAUCCUCUUUUGGCUCCCGAAACCGCACUACACACACUGAAUGGAAGUUUUUUGGAGCAUUUUGUUGCUGAGAAUUAUACUGCUCCACGGAUGGUUCUGGCGGCAUCUGGGGUUGAACAUGAGGAGUUAAUUUCCAUUGCGGAGCCACUUUUGUCUGAUCUACCAAGUGUUCCCUGUUCCGAGGAACCUAAAUCCGUGUAUGUUGGAGGAGAUUAUCGUCGUCAUGCAGAUAUAGGGAGCACACACGUUGCCCUUGCUUUUGAAGUCCCUGGUGGUUGGCGUGAGGAAAAGCAAGCUAUCCUUUUGACUGUUCUUCAGUUGCUUAUGGGAGGAGGUGGUUCGUUCUCUGCAGGGGGUCCUGGAAAGGGAAUGCACUCAAGGCUAUAUCUCCGAGUAUUGAAUGAGUACCAACAGAUUCAGUCCUUUUCUGCAUUCAACAGCAUCUUCAACAAUUCUGGAUUGUUUGGCAUUUACGCUAGCACUGGCUCUGAUUUCGUCGAAAAGGCAGUUGCUGUAGCAGCAGCAGAGUUACUUUCAAUUGCCACAGCUGGACAAGUUACCCAAGUAGAGCUUAAUCGUGCGAAAGAGUCCACAAAAUCUGCAGUUUUAAUGAACCUUGAAUCUAGAAUGAUUGCAUCAGAGGAUAUAGGUCGACAGGUUUUGACAUACGGAGAGAGGAAACCCGUGGAGCGUUUCUUGAAGGCGGUAGAUGAAAUAACGUUGAAGGACAUUACUAGCAUUGCCCAGAAGAUUAUUUCUUCUCCUCUAACGAUGGCAUCAUUUGGGGAUGUUCUUCAUGUGCCCAGCUACGAAUCUGUGAGCUCCUUGUUCAAUGCAAAGUGAGGGUGGCUCUUCAUUUCGAACUCACCAAUGGCCUUUAUUUUUUACAUUUUCCUAAGCAGCGUUUUCAAAAUAUUGAAAUAAAUUUUUUAGUCGGAAGAAAAAAUAACACACACUGAGUAUGUCCAAAAUCUUGCCUGCUUUUUGACAAUUCUCUCGCUUGCAAUUAUUGAGCGGGUCUUUUUUCUCAAGCUCAUGAUCAAUGAAAAUUUUGCAUUCGUUUUAUUUUCUUUUCCUUAUA
Morus notabilis is the source of this 1961-nucleotide messenger RNA. Its product is annotated as mitochondrial-processing peptidase subunit alpha. NCBI's taxonomy places the organism in Eukaryota, Viridiplantae, Streptophyta, Magnoliopsida, Rosales, Moraceae. Gene Ontology annotation, biological process: proteolysis. Bases 206 to 1723 code for a protein of 505 amino acids. The record is from RefSeq and is a predicted model, not a curated record. Gene Ontology annotation, cellular component: mitochondrion. The transcript is spliced from 13 exons. Gene Ontology annotation, molecular function: metalloendopeptidase activity; metal ion binding.